Porites lobata is the source of this 21516-nucleotide messenger RNA. Lineage: Eukaryota; Metazoa; Cnidaria; Anthozoa; Scleractinia; Poritidae. The record is from the annotation of a GenBank genome assembly.
AUGACAUGGGGAAUACAGGGGUUUAAGGGGGUUAGGGGUUACAAGGGGUUACAAGGGGUUACAAGGGGUUACAAGGGGUUACAGGGGUUACAAAGGGUUUACAAGGGGUGACAGGGGUGACAAGGGGUUACAGGGGGUUGCAAAGGAUUAUAGAAACCUUUUUUUUUUAACUAGAACGUUCCCAGAUACUUUUUCUUGGUCUGUUUUGCAUAAAAAUCAAAGUUGAAGAAAUCUCUAAUUUUUCAUCAAAACGAUGGACUAACCCGUUUGGAAAAAUUCUAAUUUUGCGUUUUUUCGUAAACAGUUGUUUUUAUAGUCUUUAAAGGCUUCUUUUUUUUAUCUAAAACGUCAGCAAACACUUUUUCUCGAUCUAUUUUUUGAUAAAUACAAAAGAUGAAAAAACUUCAACUUUUUGACCAAAAUCAUGGACUGUCCCCUUUGCAAAAAAAUGCCAAUUUUGCCUUCUUUCUAAAUCCAUGUUUAUAUUGUCUAGAAAGGCUUGUUUUCUAACGAGAACGUCACCAAAUACUUUUUCUGGGUGUAUUUUGCAUAAAACGAAACGUUUACAAAAUUUCCAAUUUUUGACCAAAACCAUGGACUAACCCCUUUGCAAAAAUGCCAAUUUUGUGGGUUUUUGAAAGCGAUGUUUUUUUUGUUCAGAAAGGCUUGUUUGCUAUAUAAAACGUCGAAAAUCGUUUUUUCACGGUCUAUUUUCACGAUCUAUGACAUGGGAAUACAGGGGGUUACAAGGGGUUACAUGGGGUUACAAGGGGUUACAAGGGGUUACAAGGGGUUACAGGGGGUUACAAGGGGUUACAAGGGGUUACAAGGGGUUACAGGGGGUUACAAGGGGUUACAAGGGGUGACAGGGGCUGACAAGGGGUUACAGGGGGUUGCAAAGGAUUAUAGAAACCUUUCUUUUUAACUAGAACGUUCCCAGAUACUUUUUCUUGGUCUAUUUUGCAUAAAAAUCAAAGUUGAAGAAAUCUCUAAUUUUUGAUCAAAACGAUGGACUAACCCGUUUGGAAAAGUUCUAAUUUUGCGUUUUUCGUACACAGUUGUUUUUAUAGUCUUUAAAGGAUUCUUUUUUUUAUCUAAAACGUCAGCAAACACUUUUUCUCGAUCUAUUUUUGAUAAAUACAAAACAUGAAAAAACUUCAACUUUUUGACCAAAAUCAUGGGCUGUCCGCUUUGCAAAAAUGCCAAUUUUGCCUUCUUUUUAAAUCCAUGUUUAUAUUGUCUAGAAAGGCUUGUUUCCUAACGAGAACGUCACCAAAUACUUUUUUUGGGUGUAUUUUGCAUAAAACGAAAGGUUUACAAAAUUUCCAAUUUUUGACCAAAACCAUGGACUAACCCUUUUGCAAAAAUGCCAAUUUUGUGGGUUUUUGAUACCGAUGUUUUUUUUUUGUUCAGAAAGGCUUGUUUGCUAUAUAAAACGUCGAAAAUCGAAAAUCGUUUUCACGGUCUAUUUUCACGAUCUAUGACAUGGGAAUACAGGGGUUACAAGGGGUUAAGGGGUUACAAGGGGUUACAGGGGGGUUACAAGGGGUUACAAGGGGUUACAAGGGGGGGGGGGGUUACAAGGGGUUACUGGGGGUUACUAGGGGUUACGGGGGGUUACAAGGGGUUAAAAGGGAUGACAGGGGGUGACAAGCGGUUACAGGAGGUUGAAAAGGAUUACAGAAACCUUUUUUUUUAACUAGAACGUUCCCAGAUACUCUUUCUUGGUCUAUUUUGCAUAAAAAUCAAAGUUGAAGAAAUCUCUAAUUUUUGAUCAAAACGAUGGGAAAAUUCUAAUUUUGCGUUUUUCGUAAACGGUUGUUUUUAUAGUCUUUAAAGGCUUCUUUUUUUAUCUAGAACGUCAGCAAACACUUUUUCUCGAUCAAUUUGUGAUAAAUACAAAAGAUGAAAAAACUUCAACUUUUUGACCAAAAUCAUGGACUGUCCCCUUUGCAAAAAUGCCAAUUUUGCCUUCUUUUUAAAUUCAUGUUUAUAUUGUCUAGAAAGGCUUGUUUUCUAACGAGAACGUCACCAAAUACUUUUUCUGGGUGUAUUUUGCAUAAAACGAAACGUUUACAAAAUUUCCAAUUUUUGACCAAAACCAUGGACUAACCCCUUUGCAAAAAUGCCAAUUUUGUGAGUUUUUGAAACCGAUGUUUUUUUUGUUCAGAAAGGCUUGUUUGCUAUAUAAAACGUCGAAAAUCGUUUUUUCACGGUCUAUUUUCACGAUCUAUGACAUGGGAAUACAGGGGGUUACAAGGGGUUACAGGGGGGUUACAAGGGGUUACAAGGGGCUGCAAUUGGUUACAGGAGGUUACAAGGGGUUACAAGGGGUUAAACGGGUUACAGGGGUUACAAGGGGUUACAAGUGGUGACAGGGGGGGACAAGGGGUUACAGGGGGUUGGAAAGGAUUAUAGAAACCUUUCUUUUUAACUAGAACGUUCCCAGAUACUUUUUCUUGGUCUAUUUUGCAUAAAAAUCAAAGUUGAAGAAAUCUCUAAUUUUUGAUCAAAACGAUGGACUAACCCGUUUGGAAAAAUUCUAAUUUUGCGUUUUUCGUAAACAGUUGUUUUUAUAGUUUUUAUCUAAAACGUCAGCAAACACUUUUUCUCGAUCUAUUUUUGAUAAAUACAAAAGAUGAAAAAACUUCAACUUUUUGACCAAAAUGAUGGACUGUUCCCUUUGCAAAAAUGCCAAUUUUGCCUUCUUUUUAAAUCCAUGUUUAUAUUGUCUAGAAAGGCUUGUUUUCUAACGAGAACGUCACCAAAUACUUUUUCUGGGUGUAUUUUGCAUAAAACGAAACGUUUACAAAAUUUCCAAUUUUUGACCAAAACCAUGGACUAACCCCUUUGCAAAAAUGCCAAUUUUGUGGGUUUUUGAAACUGAUGUUUUUUUUUGUUCAGAAAGGCUUGUUUGCUAUAUAAAACGUCGAAAAUCGUUUUUUCACGGUCUAUUUUCACGAUCUAUGACAUGGGAAUACAGGGGGUUACAAGGGGUUACAGGGGGUUACAAGGGGUUACAAGGGGUGACAGGGGGUUACAAGGGGUUACAGGGGGUUGCAAAGGGGUUACAAGGGGUUACAGGGGGUUACAGGGGGUUACAAGGGGUUACAAGGGGUGACAGGGGGUGACAAGGGGUUACAGGGGGUUGCAAAGGAUUAUAGAAACCUUUUUUUUUAACUAGAACGUUCCCAGAUACUUUUUCUUGGUCUAUUUUGCAUAAAAAUCAAAGUUGAAGAAAUCUCUAAUUUUUGAUCAAAACGAUGGACUAACCCCUUUGGAAAAAUUCUAAUUUUGCGUUUUUCGUAAACAGUUGUUUUUAUAGUCUUUAAAGGCUUCUUUUUUUAUCUAGAACGUCAGCAAACACUUUUUCUCGAUCUAUUUUUGAUAAAUACAAAAGAUGAAAAAACUUCAACUUUUUGACCAAAAUCAUGGACUGUCCUCUUUGCAAAAAUGCCAAUUUUGCCUUCUUUUUAAAUCCAUGUUUAUAUUGUCUAGAAAGGCUUGUUUUCUAACGAGAACGUCACCAAACUUUUUUUCUGGGUGUAUUUUGCAUAAAACGAAACGUUCACAAAAUUUCCAAUUUUUGACCAAAACAAUGGACUAACCCUGUUUGCCAAUUUUGCUUGUUUUCUAACGAGAACGUCAUGGGGACAUAAAACGAAACCAAAAUAUCAAAUUUUUGACCAAAAAAACCCCUUUGCAAAAAUGCCAAUUUUGUGGGUUUUUGAAACCGAUGUUUUUUUUUGUUCAGAAAGGCUUGUUUGCUAUAUAAAACGUCGAAAAUCGUUUUUUCACGGUCUAUUUUCACGAUCUAUGACAUGGGAAUACAAGGGGUUUCAGGGGGUUACAAGGGGUUACAGGGGGUUACAAGGGGUUAAAAGGGGAGACAGGGGGUGACAAGGGGUUACAAGGGGUUGCAAAGGAUUAUAGAAACAUUUUCUUUAAACUAGAUCGUUCCCAGAUAGUUUUUCUUGGUCUAUUUUGCAUAAAAAUCAAUGUUGAAGAAAUCUCUAAUUUUUGAUCAAUACGACGAACUAACCCGUUUGGAAAAAUUCUAAUUAUGCGUUUUUCGUAAACAGUUGUAUUUAUAGUCUUUAAAGGCUUCUUUUUUAUCUAAAACCUCAGCAAACACUUUUUCUCGAUCUCUUUUUGAUAAAUACAAAAGAUGAAAAAACUUCAACUUUUUGACCAAAAUCAUGGACUGUCCCCUUUGCAAAAAUGCCAAUUUUGCCUUCUUUUUAAAUCCAUGUUUAUAUUGUCUAGAAAGGCUUGUUUUCUAACGAGAACGUCACCAAAUACUUUUUCUGGGUGUAUUUUGCAUAAAACGAAACGUUUACAAAAUUUCCAAUUUUUGACCAAAACCAUGGACUAACCCCUUUGCAAAAAUGCCAAUUUUGUGGGUUUUUGAAACCGAUGUUUUUUUUGUUCAGAAAGGCUUGUUUGCUAUAUAAAACGUCGAAAAUCGUUUUUUCACGGUCUAUUUUCACGAUCUAUGACAUUCACGGGGGUUACAAGGGGGUUACAGGGGUUACAAGGGGUUACAGGGGUUACAAGGGGUUACAAGGGGGGGUUACAAGGGGUUACAGGGGUUACAAGGGGUUACAAGGGGUUACAGGGGUUACAAGGGGUUACAAGGGGUGACAGGGGGUGACAAGGGGUUACAGGGGUUGCAAAGGAUUAUAGAAACCUUUUUUUUUAACUAGAACGUUCCCAGAUACUUUUUCUUGGUCUAUUUUGCAUAAAAAUCAAAGUUGAAGAAAUCUCUAAUUUUUGAUCAAAACGAUGGACUAACCCGUUUGGAAAAAUUCUAAUUUUGCGUUUUUCGUAAACAGUUUUUUUUUAUAGUCUUUAAAGGCUUUUUUUUUUAUCUAAAACGUCAGCAAACACUUUUUUUUCUCGAUCUAUUUUUGAUAAAUACAAAAGAUGAUAAAACUUCAACUUUUUGACCAAACUCAUGGACAAUCCCCUUUGCAAAAAUGUCAAUUUUGCCUUCUUUUUAAAUCCAUGUUAAUAUUGUCUAGAAAGGCUUAUUUUCUAACGAGAACGUCACCAAAUACUUUUUCUGGGUCUAUUGUGCAUAAAUUGAAACGUUCACAAAAUUUCAAAUUUUUCACCAAAACCAUGGACUAACCCCUUUGCAAAAAUGCCAAUUUUGUGGUUUUUGAAACCGAUGUUUUUUUUGUUCAGAAAGGCUUGUUUGCUAUAUAAAACGUCGAAAAUCGUUUUUUCACGAUCUAUUUUCACGAUCUAUGACAUGGGAAUACAGGGGGUUACAAGAGGUUACAGGGGGUUACAAGGGGUUACAGGGGGUUACAAGGGGUUACAAGGGAUGACAGGGGGUAACAAGCGGUUACAGGGGGUUGCGAAGGAUUAUAGAAACCUUUUUUUUUUAACUCGAACGUUCCCAGAUACUCUUUCUUGGUCUAUUUUGCAUCAAAAUCAAAGUUGAAGAAAUCUCUAAUUUUUGAUCAAAACGAUGGAAAAAUUCUAAUUUUGCGUUUUUCGUAAACAGUUGUUUUUAUAGUCUUUAAAGGAUUCUUUAUUUUAUCUAAAACAUCAGCAAACACUUUUUCUCGAUCUAUUUUUGAUAAAUACAAAAAAAAAAACAACUCCAACUUUUUGACCAAAAUCAUGGACUGUUCCCUUUGCAAAAAUGCCAAUUUUGCCUUCUUUUUAAGUCCAUGUUUAUAUUGUCUAGAAAGGCUUGUUUUCUAACGAGAACGUCACCAAAUACGUGUUCAGGGUGUAUUUUGCAUAAAACGAAAGGUUCACAAAAUUUCCAAUUUUUGACCAAAACAAUGGACUAACCCCAUUGCAAAAAGGCCAAUUUUGCCUUCUUUUUAAAUCCAUGUUUAUAUUGUCUAAAAAGGCUUGUUUUCUAAGGAAAACGUCACAAAAUACUUUUUCUGGGUGUAUUUUGCAUAAAACGAAAAAGGUUCAGAAAGGGGUUAGGGGUUAAAAAAAUCGUUUUUUUUCAAGGUGACAUGGGAAUACUUUUUUUUUGACCAAAACAAUGGACUAACCCCUUUUGCAAAAAUGCAUAAAAAAUUUCUAAUUUUUUCAAAAAUGGACUAACCCGUUUGUUUAUAUUUUCUAAAAAGUUGUUUUUGUUUUCUUUUUAACGAGAACGUCACCAAAUACUUUUUCUGGGUGUAUUUUGCAUAAAACGAAAGGUUCACAAAAUUUCCAAUUUUUGACCAAAACAAUGGACUAACCCUGUUGCAAAAAUGCCAAUUUUGCCUUCUUUUUAAAUCCAUGUUUAUAUUGUCUAAAAAGGCUUGUUUUCUAACGAGAACGUCACCAAAUACUUUUUCUAGGUGUAUUUUGUAUAAAACGAAACGUUUACAAAAUUUCAAAUUUUUGACCAAAACCAUGGACUAACCCCUUUGCAAAAAUGCCAAUUUUGUGGGUUUUUGAAACCGAUGUUUUUUUUGUUCAGAAAGGCUUGUUUGCUAUAUAAAACGUCGAAAAUCGUUUUUUCACGGUCUAUUUUCACGAUCUAUGACAUGGGAAUACCGGGGGUUACAAGGGGUUACAGGGGGUUACAAGGGGUUACAAGGGGUUACAAGGGGUGACAAGGGGUUACAGGGGGUUACAAAGGGAUUACAAGGGGUUACAAGGGGUUACAAGGGGUUACAGGGGGUGAAAAAGGGUUACAGGGGGUUGGAAAGGAAUAUAGAAACCUUUUUUUUUAACUAGAUCGUUCCGAGAUACUUUUUCCUUGGCUAUUUUGCAUAAAAAUCAAAGUUGAAGAAAUCUCUAAUUUUCGAUCAAAACGAUGGACUAACCCGUUUGGAAAAAUUCAAAUUUUGCGUUUUUCGUAAACAGUUGUUUUUAUUGUCUUUAAAGGCUUCGUUUUUAUCUAAAACGUCAGAAAACACUUUUUCUCGAUCUAUUUUUGAUAAAUAGAAAAAAAAAAAAACCCAACUUUUUGACCAAAAUCAUGGACUGUUCCCUUUGCAAAAAUGCCAAUUUUGCCUUCUUUUUAAAUCCAUGUUUAUAUUGUCUAGAAAGGCUUGUUUUCUAACGAGAACGUCACCAAAUACUUUUUUUUUCUGGGUGUAUUUUGCAUAAAACGAAAAAGGUUCACAAAAUUUCAAUUUUUGACCAAAACAAUGGACUAACCCCUUUGCAAAAAUGCCAAUUUUGCCUGGGUUUUUUAAAUCCAUGUUUUUUUUGUUCACAAAAAUCUUUUUUUUGUUUUCUAACGAAAAACGUCUCAAAAUAAUUUUUUUUCAAAACAAUGGGGUGUAUUUUUGAUUUUUAUAAAACGAAAGGGUUUAACAAAAUUUCAAAAACUUUUCUGGGUGUUUUUGACCAAAAGGGGUAACCAAAGGGGUUACAAGGGGACUUAAAAAAACCUUGUUUGUGACAAAUUUGCCAAUUUUGCCUUCUUUUUAAAUCCAUGUUUAUAUUGUCUAAAAAACUUUUGUUUUUUAACGAGAACGUUCCCAAAUACUUUUUCUUGGGAUUAUUUUGCAUAAAACGAAAGGUUCACAAAUUUCCAAUUUUUGACCAAAACAAUGGACUAACCCCGUUGCAAAAGGCCAAUUUUUGCCUUUUUUAAAUCGAGUUGUUUUUAUUGUCUUAAAAGGCUUUUUUUCUAACGAGAACGUCACCAAAAACUUUUUCUGGGUGUAUUUUUGAUAAAACGAAAAGUUUAAAAAUUUCAAUUUUUGACCAAAAUCAUGGACUAUCCCCUUUGCAAAAAUGCCAAUUUUGCGUUCUUUUUAAAUCCAUUUUUAUAUUGACUAAAAAGGCUUGUUUUCUAACGAGAACGUCACCAAAUACGUGUUCAGGGUGUAUUUUGCAUAAAACGAAAUGUUCACAAAAUUUCAAAUUUUUGACCAAAACCAUAGACUAACCCCUUUGCAAAAAUGCCAAUUUUGUGGGUUUUUGAAACCGAUGUUUUUUUUGUUCAGAAAGGCUUGUUUGCUAUAUAAAACGUCGAAAAUCGUGUUUUGACGAUCAAUUUUCACCAUCUGUGACAUGGGAAUACCGGGGGGUUACAAGGGGUUACAGGGGGUUACAGGGGGUUACAAUGGGUUACAAGGGGUUACAAAGGGUGACAGGGGGUGACAAAGGGUUACAGGGGGUUGCAAAGGAUUAUAGAAACGUUUUUUUUAACUAGAUCGUUCCGAGAUACUUUUUCUUGGGCUAUUUUGCAUAAAAAUCAAAGUUGAAGAAAUCUCUAAUUUUUGAUCAAAACGAUGGACUAACCCCUUUGGAAAAAUUCUAAUUUUGCGUUUUUCGUAAACAGUUGUUUUUAUUGUCUUUAAAGGCUUCUUUUUUAUCUAAAACGUCAGCAAACACUUUUUCUCGAUCUAUUUUUGAUAAAUACAAAAAAAAAAAAAAAACUCCAACUUUUUGACCAAAAUCAUGGACUGUUCCCUUUGCAAAAAUGCCAAUUUUGCCUUCUUUUUAAAUCCAUGUUUAUAUUGUCUAGAAAGGCUCGUUUUCUAACGAGAACGUCAGCAAAUACUUUUUCUGGGUGUAUUUUGCAUAAAACGAAAGGUUCACAAAAUUUCCAAUUUUUGACCAAAAAAAUGGACUAACCCCGUUGCAAAAAGGCCAAUUUUGCCUUGUUUUGAAAUCCAUGUUUAUUUUGUCUAAAAAGGCUUGUUUUCUAACGAAAACGUCACAAAAUACUUUUUCUGGGUGUAUUUUGCAUAAAACGAAAGGUUCACAAAAUUUCCAAUUUUUGACCAAAACAAUGGACUAACCCCGUUCAAAAAAGGCCAAUUUUGUCUUCUUUUUAAAUCCAUGUUUAUAUUGUCUAAAAAGGCUUGUUUUCUACCGAAAACGUCACAAAAUACUUUUUUUUUUUUUUUUUUUUCAUAAAACGAAAGGUUCACAAAAUUUCCAAUUUUUGACCAAAACAAUGGACUAACCCCGUUGCAAAAAUGCCAAUUUUGCCUUCUUUUUAAAUCCAUGUUUAUAUUGUCUAAAAAGGCUUUUUUUCUAACGAGAACGUCACCAAAUACUUUUUCUGGGUGUAUUUUGCAUAAAACGAAACGUUUACAAAAUUUCCAAUUUUUGACCAAAACCAUGGACUAACCCCUUUGCAAAAAUGCCAAUUUUGUGGGUUUUUGAAACCGAUACUUUUUUUUUUUUUGUUCAGAAAGGCUUGUUUUGCUAUAUAAAACGUCGAAAAUCGUUUUUUCACGGUCUAUUUUCACGAUCUAUGACAUGGGAAUACACAAGGGGUUACAGGGGUUACAAGGGGUUACAAGGGGUUACAGGGGUUACAAGGGGUUACAGGGGUUAGGGGUUAAGGGGUUACAAGGGGUUACAAGGGGUGACAGGGGGUGACAAGGGGUUACAGGGGGUUGCGAAGGAUUAUAGAAACCUUUUUUUUUAACUAGAACGUUCCCAGAUACUUUUUCUUGGUCUAUUUUGCAUAAAAAUCAAAGUUGAAGAAAUCUCUAAUUUUUGAUCAAAACGAUGGACUAACCCGUUUGGAAAGAUUCUAAUUUUGCGUUUUUCGUAAACACUUGUUUUUAUAGUCUUUAAAGGCUUCUUUUUUAUCUAAAACGUCAGCAAACACUUUUUCUCGAUCUAUUUUUGAUAAAUACAAAAGAUGAAAAAACUCCAACUUUUUGAGCAAAAUCAUGGACUGUUCCCUUUGCAAAAAUGCCAAUUUUGCCUUGUUUUUAAAUCCAUGUUUAUAUUGUCUAGAAAGGCUCGUUUUCUAACGAGAACGUCAGCAAAUACUUUUUCUGGGAUUAUUUUGCAUAAAACGAAAGGUUCACAAAAUUUCCAAUUUUUGACCAAAACAAUGGACUAACCCCGUUGCAAAAAGGCCAAUUUUGCCUUCUUUUUAAAUCGAUGUUUAUAUUGUCUAAAAAGGCUUGUUUUCUAACGAGAACGUCACCAAAUACUUUUUCUGGGUGUAUUUUGCAUAAAACGAAACGUUUACAAAAUUUCCACUUUUUGACCAAAACCAUGGACUAACCCCUUUGCAAAAAUGCCAAUUUUGCGUUCUUUUUAAAUCCAUUUUUAUAUUGUCUAAAAAGGCUUGUUUUCUAACGAGAACGUCACCAAAUACGUGUUCAGGGUGUAUUUUGCAUAAAACGAAAUGUUUACAAAAUUUCAAAUUUUUGACCAAAACCAUGGACUAACCCCUUUGCAAAAAUGCCAAUUUUGUGGGUUUUUGAAACCGAUGUUUUUUUUGUUCAGAAAGGCUUGUUUGCUAUAUAAAACGUCGAAAAUCGCGUUUUGACGAUCUAUUGUCACGAUCUAUGACAUGGGAAUACCGGGGGGUUACAAGGGGUUACAGGGGGUUACAAGGGGUUACAAGGGGUUACAAGGGGUUACAAGGGGUUACAGGGGGUUACAAUGGGUUACAAGGGGUUACAAAGGGUGACAGGGGGUGACAAAGGGUUACAGGGGGUUGCAAAGGAUUAUAGAAACCUUUUUUUUAACUAGAUCGUUCCGAGAUACUUUUUCUUGGGCUAUUUUGCAUAAAAAUCAAAGUUGAAGAAAUCUCUAAUUUUUGAUCAAAACGAUGGACUAACCCCUUUGGAAAAAUUCUAAUUUUGCGUUUUUCGUAAACAGUUGUUUUUAUUGUCUUUAAAGGCUUCUUUUUUAUCUAAAACGUCAGCAAACACUUUUUCUCGAUCUAUUUUUGAUAAAUACAAAAAAAAAAAAAACUCCAACUUUUUGACCAAAAUCAUGGACUGUUCCCUUUGCAAAAAUGCCAAUUUUGCCUUGUUUUUAAAUCCAUGUUUAUAUUGUCUAGAAAGGCUCGUUUUCUAACGAGAACGUCAGCAAAUACUUUUUCUGGGUGUAUUUUGCAUAAAACGAAAGGUUCACAAAAUUUCCAAUUUUUGACCAAAACAAUGGACUAACCCCGUUGCAAAAAGGCCAAUUUUGCCUUCUUUUUAAAUCCAUGUUUAUAUUGUCUAAAAAGGCUUGUUUUCUAACGAAAACGUCACAAAAUACUUUUUCUGGGUGUAUUUUGCAUAAAACGAAAGGUUCACAAAAUUUCCAAUUUUUGACCAAAACAAUGGACUAACCCCGUUCCAAAAAGGCCAAUUUUGUCCUCUUUUUAAAUCCAUGUUUAUAUUGUCAAAGUUGAAGAAAUCUCUAAUUUUUGUUUUCUACCGAAAACGUCACAAAAUAUUUUUUUUUGGUGUAUCUUUUGCAUAAAACGAAAGGUUCACAAAACUUUUUUCAAUUUUUGAUAAAAACAAUGGACUAACCCUUUUUUGCAAAAAUGCCAAUUUUGCCUUCUUUUUAAAUCCAUGUUUAUAUUGUCUAAAAAGGCUUGUUUUCUAACGAGAACGUCACCAAAUACUUUUUCUGGGUGUAUUUUGCAUAAAACGAAACGUUUACAAAAUUUCCAAUUUUUGACCAAAACCAUGGACUAACCCCUUUGCAAAAAAUGCCAAUUUUGUGGGUUUUUGAAACCGAUGUUUUUUUUUUGUUCAGAAAGGCUUGUUUGCUAUAUAAAACGUCGAAAAUCGUUUUUUCACGGUCUAUUUUCGAUCGAUCUAUGACAUGGGAAUACAGGGGGUUACAAGGGGUUAAAGGGGUUACAGGGGGUUACAAGGGGUUACAAGGGGUUCCAAGGGGUUACAGGGGUUACAAGGGGUUACAAGGGGUGACAGGGGGUGACAAGGGGUUACAGGGGGUUGCAAAGGAUUAUAGAAAGGAUUUUUUUUUAACUAGAACGUUCCCAGAUACUUUUUCUUGGUCUAUUUUGCAUAAAAAUCAAAGUUGAAGAAAUCUCUAAUUUUUGAUCAAAACGAUGGACUAACCCCUUUGGAAAAAUUCUAAUUUUUCGUUUUUCGUAAACAGUUGUUUUUAUAGUCUUUAAAGGAUUCUUUUUUUUAUCUAAAACGUCAGCAAACAAUUUUUCUCGAUCUAUUUUUGAUAAAUACAAAAGAUGAAAAAACUUCAACUUUUUGACCAAAAUCAUGGACUGUCCCCUUUGCAAAAAUGCCAAUUUUGCCUUCUUUUUAAAUCCAUGUUUAUAUUGUCUAGAAAGGCUUGUUUUCUAACGAGAACGUCACCAAAUACUUUUUCUGGGUGUAUUUUGCAUAAAACGAAACGUUUACAAAAUUUCAAAUUUUUGACCAAAACCAUGGACUAACCCCUUUGCAAAAAUGCCAAUUUUGUGGGUUUUUGAAACCGAUGUUUUUUUUCGUUCAGAAAGGCUUGUUUGCUAUAUAAAACGUCGAAAAUCGUUUUUUCACGGUCUAUUUUCACGAUCUAUGACAUGGGAAUACAGGGGGUUACAAGAGGUUACACGGGGUUACAAGGGGUUACAAGGGGUUACAGGGGGUGACAAGGGGUUACAGGGGGUUGCAAAGGAUUAUAGAAACCUUUCUUUUUAACUAGAACGUUCCCAGAUACUUUUUCUUGGUCUAUUUUGCAUAAAAAUCAAAGUUGAAGAAAUCUCUAAUUUUUGAUCAAAACGAUGGACUAACCCGUUUGGAAAAAUUCUAAUUUUGCGUUUUUCGUAAACAGUUGUUUUUAUAGUCUUUAAAGGCUUCUUUUUUAUCUAAAACGUCAGCAAACACUUUUUCUCGAUCUAUUUUUGAUAAAUACAAAAGAUGAAAAAACUUCAACUUUUUGACCAAAAUCAUGGACUGUCCCCUUUGCAAAAAUGCCAAUUUUGCCUUCUUUUUAAAUCCAUGUUUAUAUUGUCUAGAAAGGCUUGUUUUCUAACGAGAACGUCACCAAAUACUUUUUCUGGGUGUAUUUUGCAUAAAACGAAACGUUUACAAAAUUUCAAAUUUUUGACCAAAACCAUGGACUAACCCCUUUGCAAAAAUGCCAAUUUUGUGGGUUUUUGAAACCGAUGUUUUUUUUGUUCAGAAAGGCUUGUUUGCUAUAUAAAACGUCGAAAAUCGUUUUUUCACGGUCUAUUUUCACGAUCUAUGACAUGGGAAUACAGGGGGUUACAAGGGGUUACAGGGGGUUACAAGGGGUUACAAGGGGUUACAAGGGGUUACAGGGGGUUACAAGGGGGUUGGGUUAAAGGGGUUACAAGGGGUUACAAGGGGGGGUUACAAAAGGGGUGACAGGGGUGACAAGGGGUUACAGGGGGUUGCAAAGGAUUAUAGAAACCUUUUUUUUUAACUAGAACGUUCCCAGAUACUUUUUCUUGGUCUAUUUUGCAUAAAAAUCAAAGUUGAAGAAAUCUCUAAUUUUUGAUCAAAACGAUGGACUAACCCGUUUGGAAAAAUUCUAAUUUUGCGUUUUUCGUAAACAGUUGUUUUUAUAGUCUUUAAAGGCUUCUUUUUUAUCUAAAACGUCAGCAAACACUUUUUCUCGAUCUAUUUUUGAUAAAUACAAAAGAUGAAAAAACUUCAACUUUUUGACCAAAAUCAUGGACUGUCCCCUUUGCAAAAAUGCCAAUUUUGCCUUCUUUUUAAAUCCAUGUUUAUAUUGUCUAAAAAGGCUUGUUUUCUAACGAGAACGUCACCAAAUACUUUUUCUGGGUGUAUUUUGCAUAAAACGAAACGUUUACAAAAUUUCCAAUUUUUGACCAAAACCAUGGACUAACCCCUUUGCAAAAAUGCCAAUUUUGUGGGUUUUUGAAACCGAUGUUUUUUUGUUCAGAAAGGCUUGUUUGCUAUAUAAAACGUCGAAAAUCGUUUUUUCACGGUCUAUUUUCACGAUCUAUGACAUGGGAAUACAGGGGGUUACAAGGGGUUACAGGGGGUUACAAGGGGUUACAAGGGGUUACAAGGGGUUACAGGGGGUUACAAGGGGUUACAGGGGGUUACAAGGGGUUACAAGGGGUGACAAGGGCUGACAAGGGGUUACAGGGGGUUGCAAAGGAUUAUAGAAACCUUUCUUUUUAACUAGAACGUUCCCAGAUACUUUUUCUUGGUCUAUUUUGCAUAAAAAUCAAAGUUGAAGAAAUCUCUAAUUUUUGAUCAAAACGAUGGACUAACCCCUUUGGAAAAAUUCUAAUUUUGCGUUUUUCGUAAACAGUUGUUUUUAUAGUCUUUAAAGGCUUCUUUUUUAUCUAAAACGUCAGCAAACACUUUUUCUCGAUCUAUUUUGAUAAUACAAAAAAUGAGCAAAAAAAAACUUCAACUUUUUGACCAAAAUCAUGGACUAUCCCCUUUGCAAAAAUGCCAAUUUUGCCUUCUUUUUAAAUCCAUGUUUAUAUUGUCUAGAAAGGCUUGUUUUCUAACGAGAACGUCACCAAAUACUUUUUCUGGGUGUAUUUUGCAUAAAACGAAACGUUUACAAAAUUUCAAAUUUUUGACCAAAACCAUGGACUAACCCCUUUGCAAAAAUGCCAAUUUUGUGGGUUUUUGAAACCGAUGUUUUUUUGUUCAGAAAGGCUUGUUUGCUAUAUAAAACGUCGAAAAUCGUUUUUUCACGGUCUAUUUUCACGAUCUAUGACAUGGGAAUACAGGGGUUACAAAAGGGUUACAGAGGGUUACAAAAGGGUUACAAGGGGUUACAAUGGGUUAAAGCGGGUUACAAAGGGGUGACAGGGGGUGACAAAGGGGUUACAGGGGUUACAAAAGGAUUAUAGAAACCUUUUUUAGAAACGUUCCCAGAUACUUUUUUUUCUAUCUAGAACGUUCCCAGAACCAUGGACUAACCCCUUUGGAAAAAAAAUGCCAAUUUUGUGGGUUUUUGAAACCGAUGUUUUUCUUCUUCAGAAAGGCUUGUUUGCUAUAUAAAACGUCAAAAAUCAUUUUUUUCACGAUUUAUUUUUACGAUCUAUGACAUGGGAAUACAGGGGUUACAAAAAGGGGUUACCAAAAAAGGGUUACAAGGGGUUACAAAAGGGUUACAAACGGGUUUUUCACGGUCUAUUUUACAAGGGUUACAAGGGGUUACAAGGGGUUACAAGGGGUUAAAAGGGGUUACAAGGGGUUAGGGGUUACAAGGGGUGACAUUGGGUAACAAAGGGGUGACAGGGGUGACAAGGGGUUACAGGGGGUUGCAAAGGAUUAUAGAAACAUUUCUUUUUAACUAGAACGUUCCCAGAUACUUUUUCUUGGUCUAUUUUGCAUAAAAAUCAAAGUUGAAGAAAUCUCUAAUUUUUGAUCAAAACGAUGGACUAACCCCUUUGGAAAAAUUCUAAUUUUGCGUUUUUCGUAGAUAGUUGUUUUUAUAGUAUUUAAAGGCUUCUUUUUUUAUCUAUAACGUCAGCAGACACUUUUUCUCGAUCUAUUUUUGAUAAAUACAAAAGAUAAAAAAACUUCAACUUUUUGACCAAAAUUAUGGACUGUUCCCUUUGCAAAAAUGCCAAUUUUGCCUUCUUUUUAAAUCCAUGUUUAUAUUGUCUAGAAAGGCUUGUUUACUAACAAGAACGUCACCAAAUACUUUUUCUGGGUGUAUUUUGCAUAAAACGAAACGUUUACAAAAUUUCCAAUUUUUCACCAAAACCAUGGACUAACCCCUUUGCAAAAAUACCAACUUUGUGGGUUUUUGAAACCUAUGUUUUUCUUGUUCAGAAAGGCUUCUUUGCUAUAUAAAAUGUCGAAAAUCGUUUUUUCACGAUUUAUUUUCACGAUCUAAGACAUGGGCAAUACAGGGGGUUACAAGGGGUUACAGGGGGUUAAAAGGGGUUAUAAAGGGUUACAAGGGGUUACAAGGGGUUACAGAGGGUUACAAGGGAUUACGAGGGGUUACAUGGGGUUACAAGGGGUUACAAGGAGUGAGAGUGGGUGAAAAGGGGUUGCAAGGGGUUACAAAGGAUUAUAGAAACUUUUUUCUAACUAGAACGUUCCCAGAUACUUUUUCUUGGUCUAUUUUGCAUAAAAAUCAAAGUUGAAGAAAUCUCUAAUUUUUGAUCUAAACCAUAAACUACCCCUUUUGAAAAAAAUUCUAAUUUUGCGUUUUUCGUAAACAGUUGUUUUUAUAGUCUUUAAAGGCUUCCUUUUUAUCUAGAACGUCAGCAAACACUUUUUCUCCAUCUAUUUUUGAUAAAUACAAAAAAAGAAAAAACCUCAACUUUUUGACCAAAAUCAUGGACUAUCCCCUUUGCAAAAAUGCCAAUUUUGCCUUCUUUUUAAAUCCAUGUUUAUAUUGUCUAGAAAGGCUUGUUUUCUAACGAGAACGUCACCAAAUACUUUUUCUGGGUGUAUUUUGCAUAAAACGAAACGUUCACAAAAUUUCCAAUUUUUGACCAAAACCAUGGACUAACCCCUUUGCAAAAAUCUCAAUUUUUUGGGUUUUUGAAACCGAUAUUUCUUUUUUGUUCAGAAAGGCUUGUUUCCUAUAUAAAACGUCGAAAAUCGUUUUUUCACGGUCUAUUUUCACGAUCUAUGACAUGGGAAUACAGGGGGUUACAAAGGGGGGUUACAUAAAUAGGGGGUUACAAGGGGUUACAAAAUCAAUGGGUUACAAAGGGGUUACAAUGGGUUACAGCGGGUUACAAUGUUUUAUAAGGGGUUACUUGUUUUUAAGGGGUUACAAAAGAUUUAUAGAUACUUUUUCUAUCUAGAACGUUCCCAGAACCAUGGACUAACCCCUUUGCAAAAAUGCCAAUUUUGUGGGUUUUUGAAACCGAUGUUUUUCUUCUUCAGAAAGGCUUGUUUGCUAUAUAAAACGUCAAAAAUCAUUUUUUCACGAUUUAUUUUUACGAUCUAUGACAUGGGAAUACAGGGGGUUACAAGGGGUUACAAAGGGUUACAAGGGGUUACAAGGGGUUACAGAGGGUUACAAGGGAUUACGAGGGGUUACAUGGGGUUACACGGGGUUACAAGGGGUGACAUUGGGUAACAAGGGGUUACAGGGGGUCACAAAGGUUUAUAGAAACUUUUUUCUGACUAGAACGUUCCCAGAUACUUUUUCUUGGUCUAUUUUGCAUAAAAAUCAAAGUUGAAGAAAUCUCUAAUUUUUGAUCAAAACGAUGGACUAACCUCUUUGGAAAAAUUCUAAUUUUGCGUUUUUCGUAAACAGUUGUUUUUAUAGUCUUUAAAGGCUUCCUUUUUAUCUAGAACGUCAGCAAACACUUUUUCUCCAUCUAUUUUUGAUAAAUACAAAAGAUGAAAAAACUUUAACUUUUUGACCAAAAUCAUGGACUAUCCCCUUUGAAAAAAUGCCAAUUUUGCCUUCUUUUUAAAUCCAUGUUUAUAUUGUCUAGAAAGGCUUGUUUUCUAACGAGAACGUCACCAAAUACUUUUUCUGGGUGUAUUUUGCGUAAAACGGAACGUUCAUAUAAUUUCCAAUUUUUCACCAAAACCAUGGACUAACCCCUUUGCAAAAAUACCAACUUUGUGGGUUUUUGAAACCGAUGUUUUUCUUGUUCAGAAAGGCUUCUUUGCUAUAUAAAAUGUCGAAAAUCGUUUUUUCACGAUUUAUUUUCACGAUCUAAGACAUGGGCAAUACAGGGGGUUACAAGGGGUUACAGGGGGUUAAAAGGGGUUAUAAAGGGUUACAAGGGGUUACAAGGGGUUACAGAGGGUUACAAGGGAUUACGAGGGGUUACAUGGGGUUACAAGGGGUUACAAGGAGUGAGAGUGGGUGAAAAGGGGUUGCAAGGGGUUACAAAGGAUUAUAGAAACUUUUUUCUAACUAGAACGUUCCCAGAUACUUUUUCUUGGUCUAUUUUGCAUAAAAAUCAAAGUUGAAGAAAUCUCUAAUUUUUGAUCUAAACCAUAAACUACCCCUUUUGAAAAAAAUUCUAAUUUUGCGUUUUUCGUAAACAGUUGUUUUUAUAGUCUUUAAAGGCUUCUUUUUUAUCUAGAACGUCAGCAAACACUUUUUCUCCAUCUAUUUUUGAUAAAUACAAAAAAAGAAAAAACCUCAACUUUUUGACCAAAAUCAUGGACUAUCCCCUUUGCAAAAAUGCCAAUUUCGCCUUCUUUUUAAAUCCAUGUUUAUAUUGUCUAGAAAGGCUUGUUUUCUAACGACAACGUCAACAAAUACUUUUUCUGGGUGUAUUUUGCAUAAAACGAAACGUUCACAAAAUUUCCAAUAUUUGACCAAAACCAUGGACUAACCCCUUUGCAAAAAUGCCAAUUUUGUGGGUUUUUGAAACCGAUGUUUUUCUUGUUCAGAAAGGCUUGUUUCCUAUAUAAAACAUCGAAAAUCGUUUUUUCACGACUUAUUUUUACGAUCUAUGACAUGGGAAUACAGGGGGUUACAAGGGGUUACAGAGGGUUACAAGGGGUUACAAAGGGUUACAAGGGGUUACAAGGGGUUACAAGGGGUUACAAGGGGUUACAGGGGGUUACAGGGGCUACAGAGGGAUACAAGAAGUUGCAAGGGGUUACAAUGGGUUACAGGGGGUUACAAGGGGUGAGAGUGGGUGACAAGGGGUUACAAGGGGUUACAAAGGAUUAUAGAAACUUUUUUCUAACUAGAACGUUCCCAGAUACUUUUUCUUGGUCUAUUUUGCAUAAAAAUCAAAGUUCAACAAAUCUCUAAUUUUUGAUCAAAACGAUGGACUAACCCCUUUGGAAAAAUUCUAAUUUUGCGUUUUUCGUAAACAGUUGUUUUUAUAGUCUUUAAAGGCUUCUUUUUUAUCUAGAACGUCAGCAAACACUUUUUCUCCAUCUAUUUUUGAUAAAUACAAAAGAUGAAAAAACUUUAACUUUUUGUCCAAAAUCAUGGACUAUCCCCUUUGCAAAAAUGCCAAUUUCGCCUUCUUUUUAAAUCCAUGUUUAUAUUGUCUAGAAGGCUUGUUUUCUAACGAGAACGUCACCAAAUACUUUUUCUGGGUGAAUUUUACAUAAAACGAAACGUUCACAAAAUUUCCAAUUUUUGACCAAAACCAUGGACUAACCCCUUUGCAAAAAUGCCAAUUUUGUGGGUUUUUGAAACCGAUGUUUUUCUUGUUCAGAAAGGCUUGUUUGCUAUACAAAACGUCGAAAAUCGUUUUUUUACGUUUUAAUUUCACGAUCUAUUACAUGGGAAUACAGGGAGUUACAAAGGGUUACAGAGGGUUACAAAAGGUUACAAGGGGUUACAAUGGGUUACAGCGGGUUACAAGGGGUGACAGGGGGUGAUACAAGGGGUUACAAAAGAUUUAUAGAUACUUUUUUCUAUCUAGAACGUUCCCAGAACCAUGGACUAACCCCUUUGCAAAAAUGCCAAUUUUGUGGGUUUUUGAAACCGAUGUUUUUCUUCUUCAGAAAGGCUUGUUUGCUAUAUAAAAUGUCAAAAAUCAUUUUUUCACGAUUUAUUUUUACGAUCUAUGACAUGGGAAUACAGAGGGUUACAAGGGGUUACAAAGGGUUACAAGGGGUUACAAGGGGUUACAGAGGGUUACAAGGGAUUACAAGGGGUUACAUGGGGUUACAAGGGGUUACAAGGGGUGACAUUGGGUAACAAGGGGUUACAGGGGGUCACAAAGGUUUAUAGAAACUUUUUUCUGACUAGAACGUUCCCAGAUACUUUUUCUUGGUCUAUUUUGCAUAAAAAUCAAAGUUGAAGAAAUCUCUAAUUUUUGAUCAAAACGAUGGACUAACCUCUUUGGAAAAAUUCUAAUUUUGCGUUUUUCGUAAACAGUUGUUUUUAUAGUCUUUAAAGGCUUCCUUUUUAUCUAAAACGUCAGCAAACACUUUUUCUCCAUCUAUUUUUGAUAAAUACAAAAGAUGAAAAAACUUUAACUUUUUGACCAAAAUCAUGGACUAUCCCCUUUGCAAAAAUGCCAAUUUUGCCUUCUUUUUAAAUCCAUGUUUAUAUUGUCUAGAAAGGCUUGUUUUCUAACGAGAACGUCACCAAAUACUUUUUCUGGGUGUAUUUUGCGUAAAACGAAACGUUCACAAAAUUUCCAAUUUUUCACCAAAACCAUGGACUAACCCCUUUGCAAAAAUACCAACUUUGUGGGUUUUUGAAACCGAUGUUUUUCUUGUUCAGAAAGGCUUCUUUGCUAUAUAAAAUGUCGAAAAUCGUUUUUUCACGAUUUAUUUUCACGAUCUAAGACAUGGGCAAUACAGGGGGUUACAAGGGGUUACAGGGGGUUACAAGGAGCUACAGAGGGAUACAAGAAGUUGCAAGGGGUUACAAGGGGUUACAGGGGGUUACAAGGGGUUACAAGGUGUGAGAGUGGGUGACAAGGGGUUACAAGGGGUUACAAAGGAUUAUAGAAACUUUUUUCUAACUAGAACGUUCCCAGAUACUUUUUCUUGGUCUAUUUUGCAUAAAAAUCAAAGUUGAAGAAAUCUCUAAUUUUUGAUCUAAACCAUAAACUACCCCUCUUUGGAAAAAUUCUAAUUUUGCGUUUUUCGUAAACAGUUGUUUUUAUAUUAUUUAAAGGCUUCUUUUUUAUCUAGAACGUCAGCAAACACUUUUUCUCCAUCUAUUUUUGAUAAAUACAAAAAAAGAAAAAACCUCAACUUUUUGACCAAAAUCAUGGACUAUCCCCUUUGCAAAAAUGCCAAUUUUGCCUUCUUUUUAAAUCCAUGUUUAUAUUGUCUAGAAAGGCUUGUUUUCUAACGACAACGUCACCAAAUACUUUUUCUGGGUGUAUUUUGCAUAAAACGAAACGUUCAAAAAAUUUCCAAUUUUUGACCAAAACCAUGGACUAACCCUUUUGCAAAAAUGUCAAUUUUGUGGAUUUUUGAAACCGAUGUUUUUCUUGUUCAGAAAGGCUUGUUUCCUUUAUAAAACAUCGAAAAUCGUUUUUUCACGACUUAUUUUUACGAUCUAUGACAUGGGAAUACAGGGGGUUACAAGGGGUUACAGAGGGUUACAAGGGGUUACAAAGGGUUACAAGGGGUUACAAGGGGUUACAAGGGGUUACAGGGGGUUACAAGGGGUUACAGAGGGAUACAAGAAGUUGCAAGGGGUUACAAGGGGUUACAGGGGGUUACAAGGGGUUACAAGGGGUGAGAGUGGGUGACAAGGGGUUACAAGGGGUUACAAAGGAUUAUAGAAACUUUUUUCUAACUAGAACGUUCCCAGAUACUUUUUCUUGGUCUAUUUUGCAUAAAAAUCAAAGUUCAACAAAUCUCUAAUUUUUGAUCAAAACGAUGGACUAACCCGUUUGGAAAAAGUUCUUAUUUUGCGUUUUUCGUAAACAGUUGUUUUUAUAGUCUUUAAAGGCUUCCUUUUUAUCUAAAACGUCAGCAAACACUUUUUCUCCAUCUAUUUUUGAUAAAUACAAAAGAUGAAAAAACUUCAACUUUUUGUCCAAAAUCAUGGACUAUCCCCUUUGCAAAAAUGCCAAUUUUGCGUUCUUUUUAAAUCCAUGUUUAUAUUGUCUAAAGAGGAUUGUUUUCUAACGAGAACAUCACCAAAUACUUUUUCUGGGUGUAUUUUGCAUAAGACGAAACGUUCACAAAAUUUCCAUUUUUUGACCAAAACCAUGGACUAACCCCUUUGCAAAAAUGCCAAUUUUGUGGGUUUUUGAAACCGAUGUUUUUCUUGUUCAGAAAGGCUUGUUUCCUAUAUAAAACAUCGAAAAUCGUUUUUUCACGAGUUAUUUUUACGAUCUAUGACAUGGGAAUACAGGGGGUUACAAGGGGUUACAGAGGGUUACAAGGGGUUACAAAGGGUUACAAGGUGUUACAAGGGGUUACAAGGGGUUACAGGGGGUUACAAGGGGUUACAAGGGGUGACAGGGGUGACAAGGGGUUA